Messenger RNA from Notolabrus celidotus (New Zealand spotty), 2597 nucleotides. RefSeq names its product R-spondin 3 (gene rspo3). Bases 807 to 1802 code for a protein of 331 amino acids. NCBI's taxonomy places the organism in Eukaryota, Metazoa, Chordata, Actinopteri, Labriformes, Labridae. The transcript has 6 exons. The record is from RefSeq and is a predicted model, not a curated record.
AGAGAGAGAGAGAGAGAAACAGCAGAGGGCUGAAGUCAUCAGCCGGCCGGCAGGAGAGAAGUGAAUGGGACCUGCACGCCAAGCAGAAAAACUGCGGAGAUUGACUGUGGUUCAGUUGUCUGACUGACGCGAACAGAGAGCGCGAGGAGCAGAAGGAUUGCGGCACCCUCAACUUAACUGUUUUCCUCUUUGUGUGAAUACUUGUCUUCCUUCUUCGUGGUGGCUUUACUUUUUGUGCAUUAGCUGAUGAUGAGAUGAAGCUGAGUUCCUCUGCGCGCUUGGCACAUUAGGGUGACCACGCACCGGGACGCACGGAGCAUCUCCAGAGAGACACAGGAGGAGAGGGAGGAAGGUCAAUUCGGAGUUUCUACACAUGGAUGUUAUAAGUCAAACUUUCUGAGCGUCAUUUUGGUUCUAAAUACUUAUUAUAAUCAUCUUUUGGACCUGCACUUGUGAUCGAUUUUGCUUUUCUCCUGCGCGCACCGGAUGAGAACCAAGCUUUUUGCCGUGUUUGUUUGUUACUUAUUUUUGGAGGAAUGUUCUUCAUCACCGCACGGAUAACGGAUCCCUGACUCGGCCUGGCUCAUAUGAAGAGCCUUUCCAGGAUGUUACAGUCUAAGCGGCCCAGGCAUCAUUGGGCCAGCGUCCACUACCAUCACCACAUAUCACCACAUAGCUGGGGGUCCUGCUGUGUGUAGGAAUAAUUCUCUGCCCUCCGCACUCUGCCUCAAACCGGGGCAAGAAAACGGAAUCUCUUCCAAUAAGUGUUUGGUGAACAUUGACAUUGGCAGUUGCACAGCACUACUAUGCAAUUAAAACUGAUCUCCUUUGUUUUGAUCAUCUUGCACUGCAUGGAUUACACUGGUGGUCAGCUGCACAGCAGCUCCAGGCACCGGCAACAUAAACAGAUCUCUGGUGUGAGCUCGGGGUGCCAGCAGGGUGGCUGUCUGACCUGCUCUGACUACAAUGGCUGCCUGUCCUGCAAGCCGCGCUUCUUCAUGCACUUGGAGAGGAUUGGGAUGAAGCAGAUCGGGGUGUGCAUGACUUCCUGCCCUCCAGGCUUUUACGGCACACGCUCCCCAGAGAGAAACACCUGCACAAAGUGCAGGUCGGAGUGCGACUCCUGCUUCAACAAAAACUUCUGCACACGCUGCCGAGACGGAUUUUACCUUCACCUGGGCAAGUGCCAGGAGCACUGUCCUGAGGGGCUGGUCCAGAGCAACACACAGAGGGAGUGUGUCCCCAAGUGUCCUGCAGAGUGUGAGUCGUGUGUGAAUGGUGAAACAUGCACGCGGUGCCGGCCAGGCCUGUACCAGCUCGGCGGGAGGUGCCACCAUGUCUGUCCUGAGGACUUCGAGCCCAAUGACAAGCUCAUGGAGUGCACGGCACAAGUGCACUGCGAGGUGGGUGAGUGGAGUGAGUGGAGCCCCUGCUCUCGGUCCGGUAGAACCUGUGGGUUCAAACGGGGCCAAGAGACACGCACACGUCUGGUCCUCCAGUACCCAACAUCCUUUGGGAACCAAUGCCCUGAUAUCUCAGAGAUCAGAGAGUGUGUGGUGAAGAGGAGGAAGUGUCCAGGAGGACGGAGGAAGAAUGAGCGUAGAGAGCGGAGGAAUCGCAACAACCGCAAGGAUAAAGAGAAUCCAGAGGGGCGAAGAGAGAGGAAGAGAGAGAGGGAGCGAGAGAGGGAGAGAGACACAGUUGAACGUGAAGACUCUGAUAACAGAAACAAAACAGAGCACCGGCAUCGAAGAGGCCACAACACAGACCCCGUCUCUCCUGAUGAAGGCCUCGUGCAGUAGUGCUCUGGACAGACAAGUUUGCUCCUCAUCAUCCUCCUUCUGUUAUCACCCAAUCCUUUUCUCUCCAAAGAUCCCUCACCCUCUGGUCACUCCCCCUCUUUGACCCCUCUCUGCAGGGGUGUUGCUGCUACCUGUAUGAUUUGAAUCUAAUGUUUAUGCACAAGCAGGAUGGGGCACAUUCAGCUACAAGGCUCGGGCCACAAUGGACUUUUUUAUCUUCCUAUAGCCUCUGCUCCUUCACUUUCACCACUGAGAGAGUGUCUCUGCUGAAGAGUGCAGGAGACGCUGCUGAGACUGCUGAUAGGACUGAAGAACAAAAUGAGAAACUGAGUGGAGGACUGACAGACAGAUGGACAGAGACUUCACACUAUGUGCUUGUUGAUAUGGUUAUUUAAUGGGGCCCUGACACAGCAUCGCGCAUCUUGGUUUUUGAAUGUAGAUUUUGCAACAUAAUAUAGAACAAUUGUUUAUUAUUGUUGUUCCUGUUCUUUAGAUCUCCUUACUUUAUUUUAUUUGGUGCAGACUUUGUAAAAAAAAAUAAAGAGAGUUUGCCAUUUCCAUCUUGUGACAUCAUCACAGUUACUGCAAAUGACAGAUGUGGGAAACCCGGCAUGCUGAGUCAAAGCAUUGACUGAAACCACAAACGUAUUCUGUAUGUCUUGGACAAAUAUGUGAUAAAUCUAAUUUACCAUUGGUUUUUCUUUUUGUGUAAAUGAAAUCUGUGCUCUCAGUAAAGCUCCUUUGAACAGGAACCAAAAGCACCUGUAUGUCAAAUAAAACUAUAAUGGGUUUGUA